AUAGAGCUCUAUAUAUAAACAACCUAGAUAGGAUAUCACAACAUUCAGUCCAGGUUCAGAGAAUGACAAUGUCACUUGGAAUUUACCUCACGGCUGCAAUUGCCAUCCAGAGUGUUUUUAUACAUGGAUCGGCAGCGGAUUUCCCUGCAAGUUACAUUGAGGAUUUUAUCCCAGAGGACUUUGUGGAUGAAUAUAUGGAAAUAGGUGGGAGGAAUAAACGCUCCGUAGUUUUCUCAGGGGUGGAACCAGAGGGGUUAGAGGUACUGAACCGACUGAAUAAUAUCAUGAACAAUGCUAGUAUCAGUGCUGAAAGUAAACAAAAAUUGGAAGCGGCACUUGGCAAUAUUGGCAAGGGGGGAUCAAGCAGUGGAAGGAGUGGAAGCCGUGUGAAAGCUGGAUUCCAUAAAAGGAUUGGUUCUGGUUGGUCAGUAAGGUUAAGGCCACUUCCAACCUUCCGUCCUCAAUUACAUGCCACACAGUGUUGUUGCAAGGUGAAUGUCCCACCUCUAACAUCACAAAGGUCUAGGGUGGUGACUAGAUAUAGGCCAGCGUACAGACGAGUCAGGGCUGGAAGCAGUAGAUGUGGACUAUUUGGAUGGAAGCGAUGCACACGUUGGAGGAAUGAACAAUUUCAGGUGUCUUACCACCAGACAAUCUACUACACACAAUAUACACCAAGGUCUUGCCCCAAGGUUCAAGAGGUCUGCUGCAGAGGUUUCGUAUCAUACAAGCGCUGCUGUACAAAUAUUCGUGAAAUGAAACGUUUGUUGGAUAUCUUUGAAAAUGAGCGUGACAAGUUUGAGAGUUUACGAGAAUUCCUAAUUUCUCAAGGUCACAACCCUGAUGCUGGGUGCCCCAAAUCUUGCGGACCAUAGAUAUUAAUCUAGAUAUACUGAAGCUCAACACACAUGGACAUUACUGAUUACACAUUACAAGGAUAAACUUAAUAGAGAGCUUUUGCAUAACAGUUUUUGUAAAACAUAUCUGCAUCCGUAUCUUGAUACAUUUACAUAUAAUAUGUGGCAUAUCUCUAUUUGCCAUUUGAAUGCAAAUGCAUGCAGCUCUUUACAUUUUACAUCAUAUAAUUUCCCACGAAUUGAAUGCAUCAUUUGGAGAAACUUAAAUUUUGUUGAAUGAAAACCAAUUCAUUUACCAACAUGUAAACUAGGUGUAAACACUCAUAGUCUGAGAACAAUCUGCAUGAACUUUUAUACUAAGUACUGACCAACACAGAAGCCUCAUUCUAUGAGUUUGCCAUGGCCAUGUGUUUGUUCAUUGCCAUAUUGCUGGAUAUUGCACUGGUUGCAUAAGGAUUAGUGACAUUACACGCAUUGAUGAUGCAACAUUUGGCUAAAGAAUUAUGCAAAGCCUCGCUAAUGAUUUUUUGGGGUUCUGGAAUAAAUAAAUCCUAAAUUCUUAUGAUCUCAUUUGAAAUCAAGAUAGUUUUUGAUAGCACAGUCUACUGUAUUUAACUAGACAAUAUAUUUUGCAAUAAAAGUAUUUUUUCAAGAAACUAAA
Molecule: messenger RNA, 1518 nt
Organism: Owenia fusiformis
Lineage: Eukaryota; Metazoa; Annelida; Polychaeta; Sabellida; Oweniidae
Source: the annotation of a GenBank genome assembly